Ictalurus furcatus (blue catfish) is the source of this 3346-nucleotide messenger RNA. It is a transcript of the gene fam149b1, whose product is annotated as family with sequence similarity 149 member B1. The record is from RefSeq and is a predicted model, not a curated record. The coding region runs from base 760 to 2622 and encodes 620 amino acids. The transcript has 16 exons. NCBI's taxonomy places the organism in Eukaryota, Metazoa, Chordata, Actinopteri, Siluriformes, Ictaluridae. Gene Ontology annotation, biological process: cilium assembly; protein localization to cilium.
GUGGAGGAUCAGGUGAAGCUGAGUGGAGAAUCAGGUGAAGCUGAGUAGAGAAUCAGUUGAAGCUGAGUGGAGAAUCAGGUGAAGCUGAGUGGAGAAUCAGUUGAAGCUGAGUGGUGGAGGACCAGGUGAAGCUGCAGGAAUGAAGCCUCACACCGGUGCUGUGUCCAUGGAUAAAACUGAAAACCACUGAGAGAAAUGUCUCACCGCGCCUGCGCACUAGGGGGCAGUAAGCAAGCACGCGAGAACCCUAUUGCGAGAACAACCCCCCUUCCCGCUAACGCGCGCACAUACUACAUGUCCCAUUAUCCUCUGCGCCGGAAGUGCCCUGUAUCCAUGACAGUGUUGUUGUUGUUAAGCGAAUCUACUCAGUGUUAUGUAAACGUAGCUAGCAUUUAGUGAUUCAUUUUCUUCCAGUAACUUCCUCGAGACUACUAAACAAAAUUGAAUAAAAUAGUUUUUAUUUCCUGAAGGCAAAAUGAAGCGAAAGAUACUGCAGCAGAGCUAGCGACAGGUUAGCUGACUAGCCGACGAGCCAUCUAUCAGGCUAACACUGCAGGCUAAGGGAGGUUAGCUAGUACAGGGAGCGCGAUAGCUGCUGAUCGGGACACGGCUCUGAUUAUCGGAAUAUCGCGAUAUCAUAGUUUAUUAUUCAGUUCUCAGUGAUGUGAAGCCGGAGAGGAUGCAGGAGCGGCGGCCGGAGGAGGAGAAGCGGCCGCGGGCAGAGCUGAUACACACCGGGAGCAGGAGGAGGAGGAGAGGAUGAUCUCCAGAUACAGCCGCAGAGCCGUGAAGCAGAACCUGCACAUUAGUGGGGUUUCACACAUUGCCCUCCAUCAACAUCCCCCACCUGAGGAGGCAGAGACAGAUUGCACACCCCAGUCAAAGGCACUACAGCAAGAUGCAUCCGCCUGUAACAGGUCGGUGUGUCCGUCAGCGGUUGCCGUGGAGACGAGCAGGGCUUGGUCUCGGAUUGACAGUUACACAGGAACAGGAGUGAGCACUGAACGCAGCUCUGUCUUCUCCUGGGCUUAUGAUGAGUUUGAUAAAGCAGCGUCUCGUCAGGUCCAGCUGCUGUUUGAGGAGAUUGAUGAGGAGCUGUAUGAGGGGAGAGGAGGAGUGCAGCAGGACGAGUGUAAACUGUGGACAUCACGAUUCCCUCAUCUACGGAUUCUUGGAAAGCAGUUGGUGUGUACCACAGAUGAAGGGUUCCAGUGGUUCUCCGUGUCAUCUCACAACAGCAGCUCGGGGACUCACAUACAGAGCACAGGCAACGAACUGUGUGUUCAGGGACACAGGGCUGCACUCUGUAUGGAGGUGACACACAAACCUGACUCCUGUGAUUCUCAUGAAGAUGAGUUAAAUAGAGGAAUAGAAGAAGAAGAAGGACUGAUGGAGGAAUACCUGGUCUUCGACUGGAGAGACAUUGAUGAGGAGUGUGUGUGUGUGAACAGGAGAACACACUUGGUGCCCCCUGUGUCUCCAUAUCGCUGCAGGAGGGAGGCUGUGCUUGACUUCCUGUUUGAUGACGUGUGGCAGGAGCUGAUUGGCUGCAUGGAGGAACUUCUGAUGAGACUGUGGGAAGGCUGUAGCUCAGAUGAGGAGAAGAGUUCGGUAUCUCUCAGUCCAGCACAUCAUCAAUCCCAUAAUCCCUCAGGGAUGAAGUCCAGCACUUCCGGUACUCUGCCACGCCUCGGCCCCCAGCCGCAGCACACUCCUAACGCCUUGCACACUCCGAGCACAAAGUCGAGGGGCUCAAAGUCGAGAUGGAAAUCCAAAAAGCAGAGAAAACCAUCUACUCCCAGUCGGGUGUGUUCAGGAUCAGCAGCAUUGCAGCAUCACACUCUGAAUGAGCUGAUUGUGGUUCACAGUCUUCCUCUGCAGCAACGACACACAACUGCACCGGAGCACACUGCACAUGACUCCGAGGAGAGGAUGAGCCUCUCUAAGCCCCGCCCUCGCUGCUCUCUGGAACAAAGCCCAUCCCCUUUACCUCGCCCUCCUCCAUCAUCACGGAGACGACCCCUCCCUCCUCGCACGCUCCUCCCACUGACCCAAUCCAGCACAUCUGGAAACAUGGAGGACAUUAUCAGAGGGACACGACUAGCCCCGGCUGGUGAACGCCUCUCCUCUUCUGUGAUGACUCUCAGCAGGAACACACUCCUCCCCCCCAUUGGCACUGCAGACAAAGAACACACACACUCUGGACAUCACACACACCUCUCUCAGCGUCACAGAGCUCCUUCCAGUCGUGCUCAUAGUGCUGUAGCAGAUGAAGCUGGCAGCCUGCUGGCCUUCUCCAGACCCAACACCACACACACCUUCAGGUCGGAUACACCUCAUCGCCGCUCUUUCACUGUUCUGGACAGCAGCAGGCCGGCAAGACCAGGCAGAGCCUCCAUGGGCACAGAUUCUUUGGGUAUUGGUGUAACAGGGAUUAGCUUGGGUAUUAGCAGCUCUUCCUUCUUGGACUCAUUUGCCACUCAUACUCUUGACCACUCCCCCAUUGAAGAUGGGGAGGAACCAGAAGGUAGAGCCCCGCCCCCAGCUCUGCUGGUUCCCGUGUCUCUCCAGUCACAUAGUAGAGGAGGCCUGAUGACUCGCAGCAACAGACCAGGACCUUAACAAACACACACAUGUGCACACACACACACCACAUACACACACACACACACACACGCACACCACACACACAGCAGUUCUCAGCAGUUCUCAGCAGACCUUUUCUACCACAUUUAUGAAUAUUGUUAUUAUUGUUCUGAUGAUUAAUAUUAUUAUUGUAGUUGUCUGAUUUUUUUUAGAGUCCUAUUUUUGUACAACUGCCAAAGACAAUAAGCCACACACACACACACACAGUGCCAUGUUGUUACUGUAGACCUUUUUGGUUCCUGUGUGAUAUAAAUGAUACUAUGACAAACACUACAGGUGACAUGACAGGGGUCACAUGACUUAUGAGCAGGCUGGGGGAUUUUUUUAUUAUACUUUUUUUAUUGGUUGUUGUCAGGACAAAAACCUUUGUGAUUAUUAAAGCCUUAGCGCUGUAAGCCAUACCCCACACACACACACACGAACACACACACACACACACACACACACACACACACACACACACACACACACACACACACACACACACACACACACACACACACACACACACACACUCACUCACUCACUCACUCACUCACUCACUCACUCUUCAAUGUUUAAAUGGGGAAAUUAAUAACCUUACACUUUAAUGAUGAAAUAAAAAAUUUUUCAGAACUUCGUUUCGGCUAGAUCAUUCACUUCUCGUUAAUUUUCCUUGUCCUUUUUUCCUCGUCCAGUGUAUUUUAUUAACUUCACCCAG